AUGGAUCGUGCACAAAUCCGCGAAGCAUUCAUGCGCCAACAAAUCGAAGCCAUCCAAAAAGCGAUCAAUAAAAUCGAGGCUCCUCUAAAACCCAAACAUUCUCGUACAAUUAUCGUCGGAACUCACAAAGAGAAAUCAUCGGGUAUUUUCUGGCAUACAAUUGGUCGUGUUCAACUCGAAAAACAUCCAGUUUUGACGUGGAAAUUCUGUCAUAUGGUUCAUAAAUUGUUGAGAGAUGGAUAUCGAAAAGUUCCGGAAGAAACUUAUAAAUUUGCGGGACGGUUUCAACAAUUGGCACAGUUUUGGAAACAUUUGAAUACGAGUGGAUAUGGACCGUGUAUUGAGACUUAUUGUAAAUUACUACAGGAUCGUGUUGUUUUUCAUAAUAAGGUUAGGGAAUUUGGGCCGGAAUUUAGUGGUUUUACUAAAAAUUUACUAAUUCUGACUGAGAAUGCUCAAAUUUUGAUGGUUUUUCUUGUAUUUUCAUCAAAAAUUUCAAAUGAAAUUAUAUUUUUUUCUUGAAAAAAAAUUAUUAUUUUCAAAUCCAAACGUGACCUUUUUUUAAAUUGAAUUGUUUUUAUUUUUUAUUCUAUUUUCAGUUUUCAAAAAUUCAGUCUCCCAAGCCUCAUCCUAAUUAAUUACAGUACCCAGUUGUGCCGGGAAAAUUGGAGCUCAACGAAUCGCAACUCAAAACAUUAGAAGGAGAUUUGGACAAUUUAUUUGAGAUGACAAUUGAUAUGUUGGAUCAAAUGGAGAAUUUGAUGACUUUGCAGGAUAAAGGUGUGUUUAUUUUUUAGGGGAAAUUGAGGGAAAAUUUCGGGAUUUUUGGAGUGAAAUUCCAACAAAAAAAUCUGAAAUGCAGAAAAUGUUGGGUUCGCCUAAAAAUAAGCACAAAAUUUGGAUGUUGAAUGUUUUUUAUGUUAAAGAAAUUCAGAAUUUUCCCCCCAGAAUCAAUUUCUCUUCCAAAAAUCCCUUUAUAUUUUCCAGUCUUCGAAAUGCUUCAUUUUCUUCGCUGGAAUUCAAUGGUUCCACAAGGUCAAUGUAUGUUAGCCCCUCUUAUUCUCAUAAUUCUCGACGCCUCGAAAUUCUACGAUUAUCUCGUCAAAAUGAUCUUCAAAUUGCACAGCCAAGUUCCACCGGAUGCUUUAGAAGGUCAUAGAUCAAGAUUCUAUGAAAUCUUCAGAAGAACUAAGAAAUUCUUGGAAGAAGCUGGAAAUAUGCAAUAUUUUAAAUUUCUCGUAUCAAUUCCGAAUUUGCCAUCAAGUCCUCCCAAUUUCUUACAACAAAGUGAUUUGGAAAGCUACCGUACUCCUCACGCUUAUUUGAGAUCUGAAGGUUCGGAUGAACAAGAAGGCGAAUUGUUGAAUUUGGAAGAUGAGGUGCCGGUUCAACAACAGCCGAGUCCGGUUCAGCAAAUUGAUCAAAGGUGGGGAGAUUUUGCGGUAAAAAUUAAGCUAAAAAUGGGAAAUAUUGUUGUCAACUCUUGAAAUUUCACUUUUUGUCUGAAAAUUGUGUUUUUUUCAAGAAAACUGACCUUAAAAUUGUGCCAAAAUGUCUGAAAUCCAUUUUCAUUUAGAUGUGACUACGAAUGCUGUUUAAAAAUCUGAAAUUCUCUUUAAAAUUUUCAAAACGCGUGGAAAAUAAAAAAAUCAAAGACUUUUCUGUUUCAAAAAUCACCCCAAAAUUUUACUGUUUCAAGAUUUCAUUUUCAAAGAAAAAAAUGUUUUUUUUUUCAAUAUUAUGGGAUCCGAUUCAAUAUUUCUUGUUUUAAUUAUAAAGUUUCAAAAUUCCGCCUUUUUCCAGAGAAGAACAAUUAAUUGCACUUCAAAGAGCUGUCGAAGAUGAACGAUUUGCAAAAGAAAGAUUAAUUCAAGAAGCGAGAAGUCGAAUUGAACAAUAUGAGAAUCGAUUGAUACAAAUGCAAGGAGAAUUUGAUCAUUCGAAACGAGAAAAUGAAGAGAAUAAAGAAGAAUUGACAAGAUUGAAAAGUUGGUUGUUUUUUUGGGGGAAGUUAUGGGACAUACAUCAGUUUCUCCCGGUCAGGGCCUCAAAAUUAGCCACCCCCGUAAUGUGAAAAUUCAAAAAUUAGCCAGACCCCCUCAAAAAAAAGAGAAAAAACUUGGUUUUUGGGCUGUAAAUUGUUAUUUUUUCAAAAAGUUAGCCGGUCCCCACGCCUUUUUUCCAAAAUUAGCCAGACCCCCUCCGGACGAAAAUCCGGGGAUACUGAUGUAUGUUAUGGGAUAUUGAGAUGAUUACAAGCACUCAUAAUUCCAAAAAUAUCCACAAAAAAUAUGUGGAAUUUUUGAAACAGUGAAUUUUUUGAGAAGAUCUUGUAAUUUUACUAGUAUAAAAUGUUUUUUUUUUUUUGAAAAAACACAGAAAUGUUAUUAUUCGAGAAAUUCAAAUUUUUGAAACAGUGAAUUUCCGAGGUUUUUCUGAAUUUCAAAAAAAGUUUUACUUUUGAAAAUUUGAGAAAAUUGAAAGUUUUGAAACACAAGCUAUUCCGUCGUUUAUUGAUUUCUAAAAUAUUCACAAAAAAUAUGUGGGAUUUUUCAAACAGUGAAUUUAUUUGAAAUAAUCAAAUUUCAAUUUUUGCGCCCCAAAGUUGAAUAAAAAUCGCAAUUCUCUAGUAUUUUCAUUUUUCACAGAGGAAAUCAUUCAGUUUUACAAAAACUCGACAAAACUAUACUCACGAUUUUUGAAACAGUGGAUUUUUUUCAAAAAAAUAAAAAUGAAAUUUCGAAAUUAAUUCAUUCUUAUUGUUAAAAAGCGCAAAUUUUAUACUGUUUCAAGAAUAUUUAAAAACUUCAAUCAUAUUUUUCUUCAGACGAACUUGCUCUUCGCGAUGCAUCUCGAAUUCAAAGCGACGAUUCGCGUGUCAAAGAAGCCGAGUUAAAAGCGAAUUCAGCCGAAGAACGAUUCUUGAAAAUGAAAGGAGUCUACGAAAAAUUCCGAAGCGAACACGUUCAAGCACUCACCAAAUUAGCCAAUCUUCAAAAAAGAUCUCGAAACGAGCGAAAAAUUGAAACUCGACAAAGAAGCCGAAUUAUUGGCACAAAAUCGAAAAUUGGAAGAAUCGCAGAGGGAAAUGGCACGAGUUUUGGCACAAGGCGAAGAGAAUUCGGGACAAGUUGAUGAAAUGAGAACACAAUUGGCAAAAUCUGAUGUGGAAUUGGAGGAUUUGAGAAGAAGUUUGGAGCAUUUGAGAGAGCAAAAUGAACGACAAUUGGUGCAAAAUGGAGAAAAUGUGGAAAAGGAGAGAUUUGCGGUGGAAUUGACAGUUUCUAGUGAGUUUUUUGGGGGAAGGCAAAUUUAUGAUAACUUUUGCAUGAUUUUUUCAAUGAAAAACUAGCCAAAAUUCUGAAUUCCUGAUAUUUUCUUUGUUUUUUUCUAAUGGGGUGAUUCAGUCGAAUUAAUCGACGUGAAUUUGUCAAUUAAUUGACAAAAAAUCCGAGUCUUUUACAAGGGAACCUUUUUUACUAAACACUUCAAAUCUUGAUGAAAUUUGGUCCAUGGACAGCUUUUGGGACCAUAAGAUCACCCUAAAAAUUUUAGUCUCCCAAUGGACCUCUGAGCCAAGUUCUGGGCUCUCAAAAGUACAAAAAAGGCCUAAAAAUGGUCAUAAAAGUCAUCAUAGCUCCAUUUCAAAAAUUUUUUGGGAGAAAUGAAGUUUCAGAUAUUGAUCAGCAUAGUCGAUUACCUAAAAGUACAUUAAUAAAAAACUUUAUUUCGAAAAAUUUUGAAGUUUUUUAUUUUUGAGCUGAAAAUUCAUGAAAAUUCAUAUGUGCCCCUGCUCAUUCUUUUUUUCAAAAUCAAAAAUUUUUCUGAAAAUUCGAUUUAUUGAUGCUUUUUGGGUAAAUCGACCACGCUGAUCAUCAUCUGCUACUCAGUUUUUGAUAAAAAUUAUCGAAAAUUGAGUUAUGACGUGUUUUAUGAGCCAAUUUCGGCAAUUUUUGAACUUUUUGAGAGCCCAGAACUUGGCUCAGAGGUCCAUUGGGAGACUAAAAUUUUUAGGGUGUUCUUAUGGUCCCAAAAGCUGUCGAUGGACCAAAUUUCAUCAUGAUUUGAAGUGUUGAGUAAAAAAGGUUUCCUUGUUAGAACACGUUUCGAAAAAAAGGUCAAAUAAAUUCUAUUUCAUGUUGCCAUUCCUCAUUUUUGAAUGCAAUUAAUUGCAAAAAAAUAUGGAAUUAAUCGACAAAAACGUGACAAAAUCACACAAAAAAGACUCGGAUUUUCUGUCAAUUAAUCGUAAAAAAAACGAAUUGAAUCACCCCAUAACAAAAAUCCACUGUUUCAAAAACUCAAUAUAUAUGUUUAUAUUUUUCCGAAGUUGUUCCAACGCCUUGCUGCUACAAAGUUUGUGAAAAAAUAAUUUCAAAAGAAGUUCCUUGUUUUAUUGAUUUUUUUUACAAAAAAAAUUCACCGUUUCAAAAAUACCUGAAAAUUUUUUUGUCAACUUUCUAAAAUAGUUAUUCGUUUCAUAUAUAAUGCACUGCUCCUAAAACUGUGAGGGUAGAUCAUGACAUUUGGAAAAAUUUUUCGAGAGGGGAUCAUUUUGGAAAUUUUGAAUUCACGGCCGAAUCAAAAUUUUGAUUUGGGCGGGUAGCUAAUGAAAAUUUUCAUCGGGAAAAAAUUACACUGUUUCAAAAAUUCGACAUACAUUUUUGUAUAUUUUCCGAAAUUGUUAUGAUCAGAAAAAGUUCUCUGUUUCAACUUUUAUUGAUAAUUUUGCAAAAAAAUUCACUGUUUCAAAAAUACCAUAAAUUUUUUGUGAAGUUUCUAAAGUAGUUUUUUUUCCAAUCAUAAACAAUUUUCACGUAUUUUUAUCAUUUUCAUCAAGCAAACAAUUUUUUUUGAAUAAAAAACCCCAACUAAUGUUUCAAAUUUUGAACUCUGGAACUAUUUUUAGGUUAAAAAUGUUGUGUUUCUGACCAAUUAUUUAAUCAGCGACUAUAUUUUUGAGAAAAGUUUGUAUAAUCAACUUUUUCCAGAAUCUUCUGCUGACGGAAUUGUGAAAAUGUUCGAAAAUUGUGAAGAAGAUUUGCAAAAUGCCACGUCGAUCACUUAUCCGCCACGUGAGUUUUAGCAUUGAUUUUUGGAGCCAACAAUUGUUUUAUUCUUCAGAUCUGGCGCAAUCUGCGAUGUCCAAUGUGCUCGAAUUAUUGAGCUCCGAAAAAUUGGCCAAAAUUCAAUCGAUCAAAGAAAAUGUGACAAGCGGUCACUGUUUGGCACAAAUUCUUUCGGCUUCCGCUUCUGCCGCAUAUACUGCAAAUAUUCAAAAUUAUGAAGAAGUAAAUGAAAAAUGCAAGCAGAUUAUUCAAAUUGCAAAAUUGACAUUUGCGGAAGAGAAUGCGGAAAAAAGAGCGAGAAAUUUGGAGAAUUUGAGAGCGGAUUGUGGGAAAUUGAAUGGAUUAUUGAUUGGUUUGCCGUUGCAGACUGAUAUUGAUAAGGUAAUAUUUUUGGCGGGAAAAUUCUGGGUUUUUUGAGACCAAAUAUGUCUGGGUUACUGUGGAUCUCAGGUCUCGCCACGAAAAUACAGUAAUAUAGGAUUUUUUGACAUCAAAAAUUCCUAGAUUACUGUGGCUUUUGGGUCUCACCCCGAAUUUAUUUAAAAUUACUGAAUUCCCCGGUAUUCCAACGGACCUAUGUUACAGUACCCAGUAUUUUCAAAUUUUUUCGUGGCGAGACCCUAAAAUUACAAUAAUUACAGUAACCCAGUCUUCUUUAAUGUCAAAGUUACCGUUAAACUCCCACAAAAAACCUUACACCUAUCUACAAGCCUAAGCCUAAAUCAAAAAUUAAUUUCAGGACGCUGUUGGCACUGAACUCGAACAAGAAAUGCGUCGAAUGGACGAAGCAAUUCGUCGCGCUGUUCAAGAAAUUGAAAAUAUCCAACGAAAAGCUCGCGAAAAUUCGGAUGGAAUUCGAUUAGAAGUCAAUGAAUCGAUUUUGGCAAAUUGCCAACAAUUAAUGAGUGUAAUUAUGCAAUUAGUAAUUGCCUCAAGAGAAUUACAAACUGAAAUUGUGGCUGCCGGAAAAGCUGGAAAUUCACCAGCUGAAUUUUAUAAGAGAAAUCAUCAAUGGACUGAAGGAUUGUUAUCUGCUGCAAAAGCUGUCGGAGUUGCUGCGCGAGUUUUGGUUGAAAGUGCUGAUGGAGUUGUGACUGGAAAAGGCAAAUUUGAGCAUUUAAUUGUGGCGGCACAAGAAAUUGCUGCAUCAACUGCUCAAUUAUUUGUGUCAAGUCGUGUAAAAGCGGACAAGGAUUCGGCAAAAUUACAAGCUUUAUCGAUUGCGAGUAAAGCGGUGAAUCAAAAUACUGCGCAAGUUGUGGCUGCUGUCAAAAGUGGAAAAACUACGCUAAAUGAUGAGGGUGAGUUGAUUUCUGAUGAAUUUUGAUACUAAAUAUGAUUUGGGUACUGUAGAUUUUGGGUCCAGAUACGAAACGCUUCUCAAUCAUAACAAUUACUAUGGUAUGGUCUCUAAAAACACUAAUUUCUCUGACGAGGGAAGUGUGUUAUGAGUCCCCGGAGAUUUUCAAUGAGACCUAUGUUUUUUAGGUCAGUUUUUCACGCUGAUAAAGCUCCUGUUUUCAGUUUUUGCUGAACGACUCUCUGAAGAGCCCAAAAAUGAGCCAAAAGUUGAGAAUUUCCUGAAAAUCGCGUUUUUGGGAGCCCAUAACUCAUGUUAGAAAUUAUUUUUAUGGGAAACUGAAUGCAUCACGUUGUUCAGGAGGGUCGAUUUACCAAAGUCACAAGUUUUGACAAAAUUUUCCAAAAAUUUUCAAAUGUGCAAUCCAGAGUACCGCAAGAUUUUGUUUUGUUCCGAAACAAGGCGAAACAUGAAACUGAGUUUUCUUGUAAGUGUCACUGAUUUUAAUGAAUUUCGAAACAAAAAUAGCACCACUCAAAAAAAAAUCACAACACUUCACAAAUAAAAAAUGAUCAGAAAAUGAAAAAGAUCGAAUUAGAAAAAUAUUAAAAACGUGACACGGUGUAGGUGUGACGUGUUUUCGAUGCAAAACAUUUUCAAAAAAUGAAAUGCUUCACGUGUUUUCGAUGCAAAACAUUUUCAAAAAAUGAAAUGCUUCACGUGUUUUUUCAUAACACAUUUAAUUUCUCGAAAUGUGUCACACCAAAAAAGAGUGACACAAAAAAAUGUUUCACGUUUUGAAAAAAAUAAUUGUGUCACACAUUAAAAUGUGUCACACAAUUUUUGUAUGACACAUUCAAUUUUUAAAAAUGUUUCAUUGGUUUUCAAUGAAACAAAAAUGAUCAGCUGUUUUGUUUCGCCACAUUUUACCAUUUUCUCUAUUAGAGAAUUUGAUAGAAAAAGCGACCUGGAAGUGAAUUUGAACAUAUUUUGAAAGGAUUAGUUUGUGAAGAUACCAUUUCACUUUUGAGAACUUAUGAAAUAGACCCGAAAAGUCGGACCAAGGCAGAUUUUUUGAAAAAAAAACCUCACCCAAUACCUGAUAUUCCAUAUGGGCAAUUUUUUUCUUCUAAAACCUAACCUUGUAAGUGGGCAAAAAAUUUAAAGGCUUUCAAGGCCAGCCUCAGUCGAGAAAAACAUUUUCACUAGGUGGGUAAUUUUGAAAAAUGAACCCAGGUGGGCAAUUUUUCAGCUACUGCUCCAGGUUCUUGGGUGAGGUUUGUUUUUCCAGAAACCUAAAGUCCUCCACAAAAUUUAGCCUCACCGCCAAAAUUUUCAAAAAUUUGGAAAUUUGAUUCUAUGUGGAAAAUAAGAACACCUAUUUUUCAAAAAAAAAAUCAAGUUUUCAUUUCAGCCUCAUUUUCAUCUGAAAUUUGAAGUAGGGCAAAUUUAUGUAUCACCUUUUGACACAUUUUGGCUAUACCAACUUUUUCAGAAAAAUCAAGUUUCCGAAUUUUUGAAAAUUUUGGCGGUGAGGCUAAUUUUGUGGAGGACUUUAGAUUUCUGGAUAAACUUAUCAAUUUUUUGGCGGUUCCGAAAGGUUUCCUUGUCAGUUUUUUUUCAAAAAAUCUGCCUUGGUCCGACUUUUCGGGUCUAUUUCAUAAGUUCUCAAAAGUGAAAUAGUAUCUUCACAAACUAAUCCUUUCAAAAUAUGUUCAAAUUCACUUCCAGGUCGCUUUUUCUAUCAAAUUCUCUAAUAGAGAAAAUGGUAAAAUGUGGCGAAACAAAACAGCUGAUCAUUUUUGUUUCAUUGAAAACCAAUGAAACAUUUUUAAAAAUUGAAUGUGUCAUACAAAAAUUGUGUGACACAUUUUAAUGUGUGACACAAUUAUUUUUUUCAAAACGUGAAACAUUUUUUUGUGUCACUCUUUUUUGGUUUGACACAUUUCAAAAAUUUAAAUGUGUUAUGAAAAAACACGUGAAGCAUUUCAUUUUUUGAAAAUGUUUUGCAUCGAAAACACGUCACACCUACACCGUGUCACGUUUUUAAUAUUUUUCUAAUUCGAUCUUUUUCAUUUUCUGAUCUUUUUUAAUCAUGACACUCGUUGAAAAAACAAAAAGUGACUCGGAUAGAAUGCGAAAACAUUAAAAUGUCGUAAAAUGUUCUGCUAAAACCAAGUGAAACUGUUUCACAAAAAUGUUUCGUUCCAUGACCUGAGCCUAUUUUUCUGAGCCACAAAAUUUUUUUCUGAAAAAGUAUGGACUUACUAAUCAAAAAUUUGUGACUUCGGUAAAUCGACCCUCCUGAACAACGUGAUGCAUUCAGUUUUCCGUAAAAACAAUUUCUAACAUGAGUUAUGGGCUCCCAAAAACGCGAUUUUCAGGAAAUUCUCAACUUUUGGCUCAUUUUUGGGCUCUUCAGAGAGUCGUUCAGCAAAAACUGAAAACAGGAGCUUUAUCAGCGUGAAAAACUGACCUAAAAAACAUAGGUCUCAUUGAAAAUCUCCGGGGACUCAUAACACACUUCCCUCGUCAGAGGAUUACUGUAGACUCGAAAUCUACAGUAAUCAUCUGAAAUUUUCUGAAAGAUUGUGUUUUAAUUCAGAAUUACUGUAGCUUCUAACCCAAUCCUUGUUUGCUAUCAAAAAAUCGAUAAUCUUUUUUCUCUGUGAAAAAUUUGAGGUUACUGCUUUUCUAUUCGAGACCUUGAGUCUACAGUAACCCAAUCCUUGUUUGGUAUCAAAGAUUUCGAAAUUCCACUGAAAAAUCGAUAAUUUUCUUCAGAUUCGCUCGAUUUCUCCUAUUUAACACUUCACGAAGCGAAAAAAGAGGAAAUGGAAUCGCAAGUUCGAAUGCUGGAAUUGGAACAAGAAUUGAAUAAUGAACGAGCGAAAUUGGCGGCAUUGAGAAAACAACAUUAUCAUAUGGCACAAUUGGUGGCUAAUAAGGUGGGUUUUUUUGGGACUUGGGCUUGAAAAUUUGGAAAAUUUUGAGUCGAAAUGACCUGUUUUCGAAUUUCUGAUAAAAAUCUAGAAAAAAAAACUAAAAUUUAAAUUCAGAAUUAAAACCCCUAUGCAACAAACAAAAAAGUAUGUUUUCUUUUUUUUAAUUUAAAAAUGUUUUUUUCCACGUCACUAAAAUCAUCCCUAAUGUCACCAUUUUUCCUUGUCCAAAAACGCACUUUAACCCAAAUUUUUCUCCACAAAAAUGUCUGAAAAUCGGAUUUUUUCCAGGAAGAAGAAUCUCAAUAG
Caenorhabditis angaria is the source of this 9620-nucleotide messenger RNA. NCBI's taxonomy places the organism in Eukaryota, Metazoa, Nematoda, Chromadorea, Rhabditida, Rhabditidae. The record is from the annotation of a GenBank genome assembly.